AUGAAACUGGAAGUGUUUUAUGUGAUCGAGGAAGUAACUUCCAUAACAGUGAAGCCGUGUCCCACAAAUAAAAUUGCCCCACAUCGCCGAUCAGCACGUCAUAAUAACCCGCAGAGCAGGACUUUUGGGCAUUUUUAUAGCCUCUUCGCUGAUGGAGACCAAGGCAAUUCGGGUUUACAGGAAGAGCCACAAGCAGAUGAUCCUGAAGACUGCGGGGAUAUAGAAGAUUAUGAUGAAAACGAUUUGAGUUCAGUCACAAGGGAUAGUCAAAGAAAACAAGGCGAGAAAACCCUAUUCAACGGUCCGUUCGGGUUUUUCUUCGGCCGUCCUCCGAGCACUAAUAAGCCGACUACCACAAGACGACCAGAGCCGUACCGACAGCCUACCAGACCCCCACCAGGUGGAUAUUUCAGUGGGAAUCCGUAUAGACCACAACUGCAGCUUAACCCAUCAGAUAACCUUAAACCAGUCCAAGAGUACGAUCAUCAUGAACCACAAAUGAUGUACCGGCCCGGCCUAGUCGGUGUACCACUCGGCCACGUAGUAGGAAUGCACCAAAUAAAACCCACGAGGCAUCCGUCACACAGCAAAGUUCUCAAAAUACACCCACAGAGUGUGGAGCCAAUAAAACAAGUUCACAAACACCUAAAAACAAGGAACGUAGAGAGUGGUGUUUUUCGUUCAUUCUUCGAUCUGUUAUUCUAA
This is a messenger RNA of Leptosia nina, 705 nucleotides long. The record is from the annotation of a GenBank genome assembly. Lineage: Eukaryota; Metazoa; Arthropoda; Insecta; Lepidoptera; Pieridae.